GUCCAUGUCUUGUACGUUUUGUGCAUCCACAGUGUGAGGCGAGGGGUCCUAUGCCGCUAUCUGGGGGCAUUGCAGUGUGUGGCUCUGCUGUUGUUGUUGUUUCUGCAUUUCCAUCUCAUGCUGCCAAAAUUGUUGUAGCUGCUGCUGUUGUUGCUGCAAGAUAUAUUCUUGUUGGCAGCAAAGCUGCUGUUGCCACUGCAGAUGCAGCUGCUGCAAUAUUUGCUGCUGGUGCAAGACCCUUUGUUGAUGCUGCUGGUGGUGGUACUGUGCCAGCUGUGCUUGCAGAAGGAGGCCUAGCUGGUCAGCACAAUCUGAGCUAUGUUGCACCUGUUCGUGCACCGCAUGUUGCUGCACGUUUUGCACGGUCUAUUGCAGCGGAUGCAACUGUUGGUGCUGGUGGUGCAACACCACUUCGUGCACCUGUUCGUGCCCCGCAUGUUGCUGCACAUUUUGCAUGGUCUGUUGCAACGGAUGCAACUGGUGUUGCUGGUGGUGCAGCACCACUUCAUGCACCUGUUCGUGCCCCGCAUGUUGCUGCACCUGUUUGUGCCCUGCAUGUUGCUGCACGUUUUGCACGGUCUGUUGCAACGGAUGCAACUGUUGUUGCUGGUGGUGCAACACCACUUCAUGCACCUGCUCGUGCCCCGCAUGUUGCUGCACGUUUUGCACGGUCUAUUGCAGCGGAUGCAACUGCUGUUGCUGGUGGUGCAACACCACUUCGUGCACCGCAUGUUGCUGCACGUUUUGCACGGUCUGUUGUAGCGGAUGCAACUGUUGCGGGUGAUGCACCACCACUUCUUGGAGAUGUGGGGCUGCCAUCAUCUGGACCUGUUGUUGUUGAUGCAGCUGAUGUUGCUGUUGUUGAUGUGUCAGCGUUUGUUCCUGCUGGGCUGCCUGCUGAAGAUGUUGUAGCAUCCACUGUUGUUGUAUCUGCUGUGGCAGGACGUGAGUCUGGUGCUGCGGUUGGUGCAUUGCAUGCAGUUGGAGUUGUGGGUCUGGUUGGUGCUCCAUCUGCUGCGAGUGGUCCAGAACUUGGUGCUGCUGUUGCUGCAUCAGGCCGUUUUGUGGCUGCAACGUCGUGUGCAGCACCUGCAGUUGGGGUUGCUGGAGUGGCUGUUGGGGGCCUGGCUGUGGCAGCCUCGGGCAUUGCUGUUGUGAGGAAUAAUCCUCAGGCUUAAUGUCUUGUACAUGUUGGGGUGGCUGGUGCUGCGGUCGCUGCGUUGAUUGCAGUUGGAGUUGUGAGAGCUGCAUGUGCUCUA
This is a messenger RNA of Chara braunii, 1259 nucleotides long. The record is from the annotation of a GenBank genome assembly. Lineage: Eukaryota; Viridiplantae; Streptophyta; Charophyceae; Charales; Characeae.